GCCUGUGAAAUGUCAGCUGGGACCGGCUGAAAAUGUCACAGCAUUGGUUCUCCCAAUUAACUGAUAAAUAGGAAAUGACACUUUGAAUAUUCAACUCACGUGUCUCAAUAAUUUCAACACUCACGGAAACAGUUUCUGUUCAAUCACGUGACAGGUGACGCUAAAGCACUGUCACAUAAGAUCCGAAGUUCAGUUUAAUGAGUUCUGCAGACUAAUUUAGUCGAUUGGAAACUGGAUCUAUUUAUGUUAUCCAACACAGAAGAAUCGAUAGUCUCGCUGACGUAAUAGUGUGGACGGCACACGGUCACUAGGAUAUCAGGAGACCGUGGUAUUAAAAUGAAGACCUCACCACAAGUGGAGUUAUCUUUUAAGGACAUUUACGUGACAAUUGAUGCCAAGGAAAUUCUCACUGGUGUUACUGGGAAAGUCCACAGUGGAGAGAUACUUGCCGUUAUGGGCCCAAGUGGCUCAGGCAAGACAACUCUUUUGAAUUCUGUUGCGGGCAGAAUUGUGAAGACAUCAGGGGAGAUAACUCUAAAUGGUGACAAGUUAACUCGUAGAUUACGGAAGAGAAUGUGCUAUGUGACGCAAGAAGAUGCCUUUUUUUGUAAUCUUACACUCAGAGAAACUUUGUAUUUUGCAGCCAUGAUACAGCUCCCAGAGAAGAUGUGCCACCAAGAGAAGAUGUCUCGUCUACAGGAUAUUCUGGACGCACUGGAUCUGAAUGACUGUAAAGACACAAUUAUGGGUAGUGCAGUGAAGCGCGGUUUGUCUGGCGGUGAGAAGAAGAGGGCCAGCAUCGGCUGUGAGCUGCUGAUGGAUCCAGAUGUCAUGCUGUUGGAUGAGCCCACCACAGGUUUAGAUGCCAGCCUGGCCUGUGACCUGAUGUCCCUCCUGAAGCGUUACACCUGCAACUACAACAAGACCGUCCUCGUCACCAUCCACCAGCCGUCCAGUCGCAUGUACUACAUGUUCACCAGGUUGAUGCUGCUGACCAAGGGCAAGGUUGCCUACUUCGGCCAAGCUGAUCAAGCCCUGGAUUUCUUUGCUGAUGCUGGGCUGCCUUGUACCCCACACUGCAACCCAGCAGACUUCAUGUUGGAGGUGUUGAAGCAGGACAGUGAUGCUGUGGAGAGACUGUUUAGUCGAACACAAGAGAAUACUUCCAGAAAUGCAGAAGUCAUAAAAUCAGGUCUUUUUGGAAAAACAGAUGUAUCUUCAGCAGACCAAGUUCAUCCCAAACUGCCUGUAUCCAUAAAGACAGGCCAGGAAGCCAAGUUUGUAUUUACUCCUGACCUUGACCCUGACCUUUACCCUGACCUCCAUCACGGAAGACGCUAUCCUACCAGUUUCUGGAUGCAGUACAAGAUGCACAUGUGGCGGACAUAUAAGCAGUCACGUGGUCGGAUCCUGUCCUUGCACUCCGUCAUUGGCUCACUGGCGCUAGCUGUCAUCGUCGGAAUCAUCUGGUUUCAAAUACCUAGGACAGCUGACACUGUCAGAGACAGGAUGGGGUUGUUGUAUUUUGGUAUUGGUCACAUGGGCUUCAUCACCAUCUUUGAUGGUCUUCUCUCUUUCUCUGAAGAACGCCCAGUUCAGUUGAAGGAGAGAGGAGCAGGAAUGUACCGACUGUCCUCGUUAUAUCUGGCCAAAAUUACAAGUGAACUGCCAUUGACCUUUCUCUUGCCCGUGUGUUACUUCGCAAUAACCUACUGGAUGGCAGGACUGAGACCCUUGGCCGACGUGUUCUUCGCCUCGAUGGCUGUCAUGUUUCUCCAUAUCCUCAACUGUAAGGGUAUUGGCUUCAUGAUCGGUCCAGGAAUCUGGAAACUUCAGCUGGCCAUCACCGUCACCAGCUCUACCAUGGUGUCCCUCCUCAUGCUUGGUGGGUUUUACAACACUCUGAUGCCGCCAUGGCUGUUCUGGUCUCGGUACCUGUCGGUGUUUGGCCACACCCUCAGUGCCGUGUUGAUCCUGGAGUUUGCUGACCUGACCCCCAUUCCAUGUUCGAACGUGACCCUGGACUCGUAUCCCCAGUGUGGACGUAAUGGUACAGACUUUGUCACAGCAGAUGUGGUUCUGGAACGGGUCGGAACUGUUCUACCAAUGUACAUGUACAUUAUAGCAAACACUGUAACUCUCAUAGUUUAUUUUUCUGUCGGAUAUGCAAUUUUUAGAGUUCGUGGAAAACCAAAAUCAUGAGAUGCCUUCCAUCCUUGUAUUGUUGAGUUAUUGUACUUCCAUACAUUCCAGUGAUUAAUGAAUAGCUUAUCUUAAACCAGUGUGACAAGUCAUGCCAUCAGAAUGUGAGUGAGUUAAAAAUGAGUAUGGUGUUUCGAGGGUCUCUGUAACAGCAGGGGACACCACCAGUGGAUUCAUACAUUGUUGUACAGGAGGGCCACAAGUGGCCCAAAUCGUCUUAAGUGCCAUUAUUCACUGUGUAGAGUUGCCUCCUUUAGACAUACCAGGAACAUGUGUUCAUGUGAUCAAAUCCCUCAGUCGUUUGUGAGUUAGUCACCAUUAGACCUGCGCUCAUUGUUUUCACCAAACUGGUGAACAUUUGAGUCCUGCAUGAAUGUAGGCUUCACCCCAGGUCAAGCUUACACACCUGAUGUAACUGCUAUAUUACAACAUAUGUUAUAUUUGGGAUUACACUUUCUCAGGAAUGUACAGAAUCUAGUACUUUAAUUAAGUCGAGUUGCAUCUGGGAUUCAAACCCAGACUCAUUGUUUAUUCAUACAAUAGUACUGUUCAAAGUAGUGUUAAAAUCAGAUAACUCACUCACUCACUCACUGUUUUUCAGUGGAAAAUGUAUUUUGUACCCAAGAGUAUACGGUGUUUUAUUUUAUCAAUUAUUCUUUUGAAGUGUUUGUUCAGUCCUCCAAAAUAUCACUAAUUAUGUUAGAAUGGUUUCCAUAUGCUAAGUGAUUAGCUUUACACAACGAAUGUAGUAUUGAAUUUAUAAGAAUAUAGUGCAAUAUCCAUAUGUGAUAUAGAUUCCAAUGAUCAUUAUAAAUUAUAUUUUAUGAAAUAAAUAAUUUACAGAU
Molecule: messenger RNA, 3047 nt
Organism: Haliotis rubra (blacklip abalone)
Lineage: Eukaryota; Metazoa; Mollusca; Gastropoda; Lepetellida; Haliotidae
Product: ABC transporter G family member 22-like
Exons: 15
Coding region: 337-2202 (621 amino acids)
Cellular component (GO): plasma membrane
Molecular function (GO): ATP binding; ATP hydrolysis activity; ABC-type transporter activity
Source: RefSeq, a predicted model, not a curated record